AUGGUUGCCCAAGUCAAUAUAAGAGAUAUUUUGUCUAUUUCGGAUGAGAAACUGUCAUCCCAUUCAAUUGAAUUGGGAUGUCCUGGAUCUGACAUGUCUCUUGGGAUAAGUAACAUGAAGCUCAGAAUUAUGGGUCGGAAACCACUUUUUUUAUUUUUAUUUGGUGUAACUAAGCCGGAUGAAGGUAGACCUUCACAUCCGAUUUUGAAGGGGGGAGAUCCGAUUGGAUCCUAUCCAAAUUUUUCGUUUGCUAGACCUAUUGUUAAAAAACCCACUUUCUUACGAUUACGAGGUUCAUUCGAAUAUGAAAUUCAAUCUUGGAAAUAUAGCAUCCCGCUUUUUUUUACUACGCAAGGUUUCGAUACAUUUCGAAAUCGAGAAAUUUCUAGUGGAGCUGGCGCUAUCCGAGAACAAUUAUCCGAUCUGGAUUUAAGACUUAUUAUUGAUUCUUCGUUGGUAGAAUGGAAGGAAUUAGGAGAAGAGGAAUUUACGUACAAUGAAAAUGAAUGGGAAGAUAAAAAAGUUGGAAGAAGAAAGAGUUUUUUGGUUCGACGCAUGGAAUUGGCUAAACAUUUUAUCCGAACAAAUAUAGAACCAGAAUGGAUGGUUUUAUCUUUCUUACCUGUUCUUCCUCCUGAAUUGAGACCUAUUAUUCAAAUAGAUGGGGGUAAACUAAUGAGUUCGGAUAUUAAUGAACUCUAUCGAAGAGUUAUCUAUCGGAACAAUACUCUUAUCGAUUUAUUAACAGCAAGUAGAUCUACGCCUGGGGAAUUAGUAAUGUGUCAGGAGAAACUGGUACAAGAAGCCGUGGAUACACUUCUAGAUAAUGGAAUCCGCGGACAACCAAUGAGGGAUGGUCAUAAUAAGAUUUACAAAUCGUUUUCAGAUAUAAUUGAGGGCAAAGAGGGAAGAUUUCGCGAGACUCUGCUUGGCAAACGGGUAGAUUAUUCGGGGCGUUCUGUCAUUGUCGUGGGUCCAUCACUUUCAUUACAUCGAUGUGGAUUGCCCUGCGAAAUAGCAAUAGAGCUUUUCCAGACAUUUGUCAUUUGUGGUCUAAUUCGAAAACAAUUAGCCUCAAAUAUAGGGGUUGCGAAGAGUAAAAUUCGAGAAAAAGAACCAAUUGUAUGGGAAAUACUUCAAGAAGUUAUGAAGGGACAUCCCGUGUUGCUGAAUAGAGCACCCACUCUGCAUAGAUUAGGCAUACAGGCUUUCCAACCCAUUUUAGUACAAGGGCGUGCUAUUUGUUUACAUCCAUUAGUUUGUAAGGGAUUCAAUGCAGAUUUUGAUGGAGAUCAAAUGGCUGUUCAUGUGCCUUUAUCUUUUGCGGCUCAAGUAGAAGCUCGUUUACUUAUGUUUUUUCCGAACCUCUUGUCUCCAGCUAUUGGGGAUCCCAUUUCCGUACCAACUCAAGAUAUGCUUAUUGGGCUUUAUGUAUUAACUAGCGGGAAUCGUCAAGGUAUUUGUGCGAAUAGGUAUAAUCCGUCCAAUCGCAGAAACCUUAAAAAUGAAAGAAUUCGCGAUAAUAACUAUAAGUAUACGAAAAAAAAAGAACCCCUUUUUUGUAAUUCCUAUGAUGCAAUUGGAGCUUUUCGACAGAAAAGAAUAAAUUUCGACAGUCCUUUGUGGUUCCGAUGGAGACUAGAUCAAAGGGUUCUUUCCUCAAGAGAAGCUCCUAUUGAAGUUCAUUACGAAUCUUUAGGUACCUAUCGUGAAAUUUAUGGACAUUAUCUAGUAAUAAGAAAUAUAAAAAAACAAGUUCGUUGUAUAUACAUUCGAACCACUGUCGGUCAUAUUUCUUUUUAUCGAGAAAUAGAAGAAGCUAUACAAGGCUUUUGCCGGGCCUAUUCAUAUGAUAUCUAA
Messenger RNA from Gastrolobium bilobum, 1860 nucleotides. Its product is annotated as DNA-directed RNA polymerase subunit beta'-like. The coding region runs from base 1 to 1860 and encodes 619 amino acids. Gene Ontology annotation, molecular function: DNA-directed RNA polymerase activity; DNA binding. Lineage: Eukaryota; Viridiplantae; Streptophyta; Magnoliopsida; Fabales; Fabaceae. The record is from RefSeq and is a predicted model, not a curated record. The transcript has 3 exons. Gene Ontology annotation, biological process: DNA-templated transcription.